AUGCCACCAAUAUCCUCCGGCAACACAGAAAAUGAGCGGCCGGCACCUUUGCCGUUCCGAGGAAGUGCGUCGAUGAAAGCGCCAUCCCAAUCUCCAGCUCCGACGGCGGAGAUUCGUACUAUUCCCAGGGGCGCAUCGAAUGUUGAGGUCUUGCGCGGGGGGCUAAAAAAAAGAGCUGCUACCUCCAAAGAAUUUAAUGAAAUAUGGGAAUCUGAAGGAUUGCCGCACUUACGCAAGACCCUGAACGACAACUAUAACGGCGACUACAGCAUCACGAUCCAGUUCAACUACAACUCGAGCACAAGACUCGUUGAGGUCAUGACGUCUAGAAUCCUUUCCAACCAUGUUCAUCAAGAGGUCAAGAGCAAGGUCUUACCAUGUUUUGAGCAUGCACCGCAGCUCAUGGUCGAAAUACAUUUUCUUGUUGGGAGCGUCAGUCGUACCGCCGAUACCAACCGCCUUAGCCAGGAUUCGGAAGAUCAAUGGGCCAAGCCGAAAAACCCGUUCAAGCACUCGGUACAGUUAUGUGGCGACUCUAUUGGCGUCGAAGGGAUAGAUGGCGCCGCGACUAUUGGCCCUGCGGUGAAGCUCGGCAACAAUCGAGGAUGGCUUAUCAACUGGCAUCUCUUCGAGGGGAUUCAAGACUGGGCAACUCUUGAUACGGAUUCUGGUGUCCUCGACCACCAUUUGGUGCACCCAGCGCCUAUAGACUGCCCAAAAAACGAGAGUCCGAAAAGAAUUGCAAAGCUUCAUGCAUUCUCAGGGCCCAUGUUCAAGACUUAUCGUCCAUCCAAGUCUCUCAGACUGUUUGCAACCGCAAUUCCGCAUGAUAAGAAAGCGACAAUGAACGUUGUCACGGAUUGGGCCUUUUGCAUUGCGAAUAGACAUGAGUGGCUGCAGAAUCGGCUACGAUAUGCUCCGCCCGGGAUAGAGGUCGAUGCCGUUUCGGAUCCAAUGAGAGGCCAGUUUACAGAAAAUCCUCAGUUACAAAUCAUCAAGACAACUGGCCGGAGUAGCGGAUUUAGAUAUGCCGUGGUGUGUGAGACACCAGCUGAGGUCCGCAAGCUGCCCACGGAGCCAACCAGGGAAUGGUAUCUUGAACAAGCUAACAUUGGUCCGACCUUUGAUUGGGUCUGUGGAGGCCCAGGAAUGCCUGGAGACUCGGGAGCCGCUGUGGUUCACGAAGAAACCGAGUGCGUCCUUGGCCAGAUAUGGGGUCGAAACUGUUAUGGAGGCAACCACAGUGAUCUUAGGAUCACCUAUUUCACCCACAUCAUGGACAUCUUUGAUGACAUCGGAGAUCUUUAUCCGAGCGAAGGACCUUUGACUCUCAUACUGAGCGAAGAUGACCGGACUUCAACCAAUGCCCACAACGAACCCUCAACACUCAACGCUCCCAGAUCAACAUUUACACUCGAGACUUCAGUACGAUAUACUAUUUGGGACACAGGUGAUGAACACACUACAGAUGAGCGGAUGGGUGAGGAUCCUACUUUGGAUAUGGGCCACCAGAACAUGUUCCGUCGCAGUGCUGCAAAUGUAACUUUUGAAGACGAUGGGAUUAUGAUGAGGCGUAGCUCAAUAAUGAUAGCCACAUGA
Molecule: messenger RNA, 1599 nt
Organism: Colletotrichum graminicola M1.001
Lineage: Eukaryota; Fungi; Ascomycota; Sordariomycetes; Glomerellales; Glomerellaceae
Exons: 1
Coding region: 1-1599 (532 amino acids)
Source: RefSeq, a predicted model, not a curated record